AUGGAAAUUGACGAAAAAAAUCAUGAGGAACAAAAACCACAAGAUGAAGACUUCAUAAUGACAGAAAAAGAAUCAGACCGAGGCAUAAGGGAAAAGUUAUCAGAAGUUUCCAUUGAUACGAAGGAACAUAAGAAAGAUAAAGAACGAGAAGUAAAGUUUUCGUACAAUCUAAAUGCAUUGUCUCCCAUAGCAAGGCCAUUGGCCUCUGAGGAUUUGACGAAAAAAUUGUUAAGGACUGUCCAACAAGCUGCAAGAAAGAAACAUCUCACACGAGGGGUUAAAGAAGUUGUAAAAGGUUUACGAAAAGGAAGUAAAGGCCUUGUAGUAAUAGCAGGUGACAUAUCUCCAAUCGACGUAAUAACACAUCUUCCAGUUCUAUGUGAAGAAAAUUAUGUACCAUAUGUUUAUGUCCCGUCGAAACUUGAUCUUGGAUUCAACGCGGCCACGAAACGUCCAACUAGUGUUGUGAUGGUGAUACCGGGUGGUCCUAAAGGAAAGCUCGAAGGAAUUGAAGAUUAUAAAAAGUUGUAUGAUUCGUGUUUUCAAGAAGCAAAGAAAAUGGACGAAGAAAUGGUUAUAUGA
Messenger RNA from Ambispora gerdemannii, 582 nucleotides. The record is from the annotation of a GenBank genome assembly. NCBI's taxonomy places the organism in Eukaryota, Fungi, Glomeromycota, Glomeromycetes, Archaeosporales, Ambisporaceae.